GCAAAACCGAAACAAAAUAUAAGGCAGCCAAAAUGGAAGAUGAAUUGCCUUUAUUAGUUCCUUUGUCAGCUUUAAGUGACUACAUACAGUGCUCAAUAUGCAUGUGCAACUUGGACAAAACUAUGAUGACAAUGUGCGGUCAUCGAUACUGCGAGAAGUGCAUCACAGAGUGGGUGGGUAGACAGCACAAAUGUCCCUGCUGCAAUCACGCCCUCGAUGCAUCACAGCUUGUGAAGGACCAUCAGUUUGACAGCUUGAUCAGUGCCAUUGAUGGUGAGAAGGAAAAAGCGGAAACAAAAUAUUUUGAAAGCCUAAUCAAUGCUGCCAGUACGGAGAAUGAAGAAUCUGCCGAUAGAAUGUCAAGUGUGGAACUGGUGCUGAAAAAACAUUUAAAGAAGGGCCUACUUGAUCAUGAAAGUUAUCUAAAGACAUUGAGGAAAUCUUUCUCAACCAAACUGGCAGCGCUGGAGACGACCACUGAGAGGGCUGUGGUGGAGCUGCAGACGCAUGGCCUCUCGGAAUCGGAGGUGUGCCAACAGACUGCUGAUCUACUUGAGACCCUGGAGCGACAGAAAACUGGACUGGAAGCUGAGCUGCAUGCAUCUAUUGCCAUGGUUGCAGAAGCGUAUGACAAGUAUCUGGGUAACCACAUUCCAAAUCUGGAUGUUCUGCCUGUGAAGGGAAGUAUCAUCCUGGCUGGAAAGAACACCAACAUUCCCGACCUCACCUUCCAACCUACAGACAGUCUUACUGACGUUCGCUCCUAUGUAGAAUCUACCAUGACCAAGAAACACAACCCUGUGGUUAGCUGGGAACCAGAUGCAAAGUAUUUCCUGUUCGGCCCAUUUGCUAAGUGCAGUGAUUGUGAGAUGGAACGGGCUAUCACAGAUUACCUGACCACCGGGAGCCUCGCUCUGGACGUCCAAUUUCUCACAGAGGGGGCAAAACUCGGCCUCCAAUACGCAAUGAAACCAGGCAGUGUGAUAGUUGUGUAUGGCGGGUUGAAACUGGAGAGUGAUCUGCCGAAAAAAUGUUUUGUGGAGGCCUUCAAGAAGGGGGACAGCAUACAGAGGGUCGACUACUUCGCUUGCAGUCAGUGCAACUUCAAAUGGAUAUGCAGAUCAUGCAUGGAGAUUUGUCAUCUUGGUCAUGCUGUUGUGCCCUACAUUAUGCAGCAUCAACCAAACUGGGCCUGCUGUUAUUGUCCGAAGAAGAAAUGCUGCAAGAUCCAGACCACAGGCUGAGAUGCCCUUUACAUUUUAUCCAACCACACAAAACUGUACAUUUAUUCAUCCAUGUCAUAGAUAUUCAUUCCCUCAUGAGGUUAACACUUUGAUAUGUGGGUUACAGCUGACAAGUGGCAUGGACUGUUACAGUAGAUUGACUUUCAAAUUAAUUACUUUUCAAGUUUUUUGUGAUACUUUUGUAAUUGCAUUUUGUUUGUUGUCUGGUUUGUUUAUGCUUUAGAGCCCACAACUUUAGACCAAUGUUUCUGAAAAUUGGUCAGACUGAUUGUCUGGAUGAAAUCUCAGACAUGCUCAAAUAUGGAUCAUUAACUCACAAGGGUCUAGGUCACUGGGUCAAAUCUUAGAAAAUAAUUGUGUGCAAAAUAGAGGCCACAACCCAUUCCAUUGAAAACUUUUCAGUAUAUGUUGGCUAAAUUAAGAGCAAUUUCCUGAUUUUCAAGGUCUUCACAUCGAAAAUCAUAAAAAAACAACAUAAUGGAAUAUAAAUUUAUUUAAGGAGGCAACAAAUAAACAUGAAUCAAAAGCCAGUAUAUAAAUUAUCAUAAAUAUCAUAAAGCAUAUGGUAACAACAUUUAUAAAUUCCAGAAAGUGCAUGCAUGAUAAUUAUGCCCCUCUAUGUCAUGUCAUACUAGGGAGUAUAUUGGUUUGCACAUGUCGGUUGGUCGGUCAAUCAGUCGGUAGACCAAAGCUUUUGCGAGUGAUAACUCAACAAAUCCUGGACCCAUGUACUUCAGACUUGACUUGAAGGUUGGGCCAGAUCAGUAUAUGACCCCUAUUGAUUUUAGGUGUAAUCGGGUCAAAGCUAGGUUGGGGGUGACCAGUAGAUGAAACCUAUGGAUAUUGUGUUCAUAGAGUCAAAGGUCAAGGUCACAACUCAAUCCAAUGUCAAAGACAAAGCAGCUGUCAUUUUAGUCCAUGCAUAUUUCAUUCAAUUGUCCAAAUAUUUUUGACAACAUGGCGCUCAGGGGGGCGGGGUUAUCUAAAAUUUAAUAUGCACUAUAAUGGACAAUCAUAAUCAUUUUACAUUGGAGAUCACCACAAAUUGAAUGAAAAAUGUGUUUACAUUUAUAUUAUUAAAUCUCACAGAAUAACAUCUGUCACAUUGUUAGAUUUAUUUUCUCUAACUUGUAUUUUACAUCCAGGUGUCUUAUUUGCUAAUGAGGACCUACAUAUAUCAGCACUAUCCCUAACACAAUCACCAUGUCUGUAUGAUUCUAAGCACUAGCAUUACUAAAAAAACAUGUUCUUCCUCUGUUUAGUAAAUGCCCAAAGGUUGAAUGCCUUGCAGAGGUUAAAUACGUUCAUGUGGUCCAGAUCUGGUGUGUCAACUGUUAAUGUAAUAAGAGUAUUCACUCUGUCUUGGGAAGGUCUUUUCUGUUUCGGGGUAUGGUUUUAAUUAAGUAUUAUUUGCUGAAACCCCUUUCAUGGUUAGCAGUGGAGAAUGGCAGAGUGAUGGCAAUCUUCAUGAUCUUGCAGAGAUUUGGGUAUGAUGCCACCAGUGUUUCCUUGUGAUCACAGUCUUUGCCAUGUUUGAGAAUGUCAUAGUCUGGUAGUUCUUGUCCAUGUGGUUUUUAAUAAGGACCACUCACACUUGAGGUGUUUCUCACGUACUGUCAUUGGUGAUUGUUGGUUGGUCAUGCUGGGGCCAAACUGUUUUCGGAGCUAGUGAAUCUCUUGGUCUCCAUAGAAGGCUAAGUCUGUGGCAUUCUAUUGCAGAUUCUCUGGUACGCCAUUGUCAGUGAACCUGGCCUCUAGGUUGUGCAUGACGUGAUUGACAUACAUGAUGCACAUGUUGUCACUGGCAUUUUUUCCAUACUGUAUUGGAGCAUUUGAUGCAGUUUUUGUGGCCAUUAUCUGAAGUCAUGAAGGAGGGCGUCAUUGUAUAUGAUGACAGCACCUAGAGUUCCCUCAAAUGACAGCCAAUGUGUAAGGAAUGUCUGCUUGAAUUUCCUCUCCUUUCCUAGCAUUCUGAGACCCAUACAUAGCAAUAGUGGCCACAUAAAACUUACUCAAAAUGGUUGUUGAAUAUUGGUUUAAUGAUGAGUACCGUGGUAAAUAGAUCAACAAGUAAUCUCAAAGAAUAGUUUUAUGAACUUAACAGAAAAGUAAAAUUCCAUCCUAGCAUCAGAAUGAUUGUCUUUAUCAAUUCUAGGUCAAAAUUUAAUAUAGAUUAUGUUAGAUGAAAAAGUUGGAGACUGGCUCAUAUCAUAAAAAUAUCCAAUGAACAAAAUAGAAAUUCCAUUGCCAUAGUUUCAUAUAUAAGGUGAGUGAUGCAGGGCCCUUGGGUUGUAAUAUAUAUUUUCUACAUACAAUGAUACAAUACUGUUUUUAGCUCUACUGGCCAAAGGCCAGAAGAGCUUAUGCGAUGGUAAUGUGUACGUAGUAUGUGCAUCCGUGCGUUCGUGCGCCUGUAAACAAUUGCUUGUGAACAUGAUAAAGCCAGAUCCGUCCAUAAAUGCCUAGAUUAUAGGCCAUGAAAGUUUUAAAGAAAUGCUUUCUAUUUUUAGCCAGGUCUGCAUGAGCGAAUUCUAUUUUUAGCCAAGUUUACAUGUACCGUACAUGUAAAUUCAAGUCUAGAGUUAAGGGAGACAAUUUGCAAGUCUAGGAUUUUGAGAGACAAUUUGCUUUUUGCUUCUGCAGCUGAUUUUGUGAAUUACUCUGCCUUGUUCUUGUUGAAAGCCCAAAGGCCAUUUCUGUAGUUUGCACAUUCAUCUUAACAAAAUUGGUUGUGAAUGUUUAAGUUAUGCACCUGGUGUCAUUACUGGCCACACCCAGGGAUCACAGGUUUGGUAAACAUAAAUCUGGAAAGGUUUGAAAAUCUUUUUGUGUGUUUGUGCAUCCAUCUCAGCACAAUUGAUUGUGAAUGUUUGUUCAAAUUGAUCAAUGUUGUCCUAGGAUGCCCUUGACUUUGACCUUUUGACCAACUUUUUUUAACUUCUAAAACUACAGAAAUUUUUACUAUGAGUACAGUUUUGAAAGCAUUUUUUUUUUUGUCAGAUGACUUUUACUUGGCACAUAUUAAAAUAGUUCAUGCAACUAAUCUGCUUAUACGUUUUCAGGUAACCCAAACACAAAACAUAAAGUAUAUGUCUGUUGCCUUUUACCCAUACAUACAUGCUCUGGAUUGAUAUGACCACAAAAGCCAUGCCAGUAGAGCAUAGGCCCUUUUGGGGCUCUUGUUAAGUCUUUGUGGCACACUUUGGGCCAUUUUAUCAAAAUAGGUUCCGGUAUUCAACAAUAUAUCACAAGAUCAAGAAAUUGAGUUAUAAAUAAUGCCCGUGAAAUCAAUUGAAAUUUAUACUGGCAAGUUCAUAAAAGCUUUGUCUGGCAUAAACACUCAAAAUACUGCCAAUGAACUGUGUUUAUUCAAUCAGUUCAUUAGUAAGAUGACACCUUGUGCUGUAUUGGAAGAACCUCACAUCAGUCAGAACUAAGAAAUAUUCAUGAUUCGAUAAUAGUUGUCCAGUAAGUUAAUUGUUGCAGAAGUGGUUAGUGUAUAUAUAUGUAUGUGUGCAAUUCAUUCUUUAAUACUCUGAAAAGGACAAUUUGGCUUUUUUCACUAUUAUUUUCUGUUUUUUGUCUAGGAAAUUGAUCAAAUUGUAUCUUUAGCCACAAAGAUGGAAGACGAGCAUGUUUAAUAUCUGAAAUGUUUUGUUGCAAUCUUGAAUAUGAAAUGUUGACAAACACAUUUAAUGUUCACUAGAUCGUAUAUGUAAGUGUUAUAACCUUGAUACUUUGAAAAGUCUUUGUUAAUGAUAACCAUUAUCUGUGAUAUAAUAAUGUUGUUUGUCUAUUCAAUGUUGUGAAUGUUUAUGUUACAUUAUGUUACGUUACGUCUUGAGUUUCUAUUUUAUGCGUACCGUUUCAUCAUUUCCAAUAAAGGUCACUGUUGAUUUACCGGGUAUUUUUGAUUGUGGGAAUAUCAGAAACCAUAAUGCAUUAACUGAAAAUGUCAUUUAAUUCUUGAAAUGACAAUGCAAUAUUUUAUAACGAAUUGUAAAACCAUGCAAUAAAUAACUUAAAAACUUAAAAAAACGUUUGUGUAGAAAAGAAUUACUUGAAAAAAUAUGGUGUAAAAAAGUGCUCUGAGAAUAUUGGCACUUCUUUCAAGCUUUUAGGGAGGUUUAUCAUUUUUAACAAAUACAUGUAUUUUUUUAUGUCCAUUUAUAAUUACAACUUAUAUAUUAAAAACAAAACAUACUAUAAUACGAAUGGUACUUUGUGUGUUUCAAAAACUCUUGAGCUAUGUUUUAUGCACUAUUUUAUGCUGAUCAAUUCACCAUAAAACUGGUUACAUUGAACGGGCUGUACAAUAUUACAUGAACAUUCCCUGAAGGAGUAUAGCUUCACCCUCAUUUUCCUCUUGAAGGCUUUCUUUGGUUAGUGUCAGUCCAGGAGAUGGGUCCUGGUUUCCAACUGUCUGACACCUUCCAUUAACUGCUUAUCUUGCUGGAGACUUGUUCAGGUCGACAUGAAGUGUAACAUCCUGGCGUGAUUUCUGCAUCAGACAUUUUUUUAUGGCAGGAUGAAGGUUUUAUCCUUUAGCAAAUCUGUGUUAACCUGAAUGUUCCAUUAUUGUCUGAUAGCCUGACAUUUUCCCAGUUUCUUCUCUCUUAUUGGUGAUCAAAGGUUUAAUAACUAAACCAUUCAGUUAUACAUGGGGGAAAAAAACAAAUCAAGUAAAACUGAUUUAAAAAAAAAGCUGCUUACAAUGAAUGAUGCACGCAAAUUAUUAGUCUUGUUUUUAAAAUUGCUAAUAUUCCUGACACCAUCAUGGAAAAAGGAAAAUGUCUGAAAUGCAUUCCCUGAAAUGUUUUACUUAUAAAUAAGUUAUAUUCAAAGUAAUAUACUGGACAGGAACACGCAUCAAACAGUUUUUGAUACAAGUACAACUUUGCAGAGAUCAGCAUUUCAAAAUAUGUAUAUUCCAAAAAUUGCAUUUAAUUAUUUAUUAAAAUUUACUUGAAUGAUUCUGGUACAGAAUGUAUGCCAGACUUCUUACAUAAGCUACAUAAACAUUGACUGCAUUUAGAAAUAUUUUAGUCUAGUCAAGUUUAAAGGCACAUUUUUUUAUGUGAAUUGAACUUGCACAUAAAAUACAGUACAUGUAUCGAAUGAGCAUAUGAACCAUUCUUUAAAAAUUACCUUAUGUAGGGAUUACUUGGAUUCAAUAUCUUUAAGUAUGUUGAAUAAAGAAAAAUAAUAAUUGAAAAAUAAAUAUUUCUUUUUAUUAACAUUACUGUGAUUAUUUGUCUGUAGAGCAAUUUUAGGCUCACAUACCUUGGAACCUGGAAACGGUGUUUUACCCGAAAGGUUCUUCGUAAUGCCUCUGCCCCAUUGCAUCCAUUCUUUAUCUCGUCCUGUUGUACAGAAAUGGAAUCCAUGAAUGAUAUUAUAUGAACUUAUGAAUAUAUCGUCGUUAUCGGACGAAAAAGGCCUAACUCAAAAAAACGCUUUUUUCAGUUUUAAGUUUUUACCGAAAAAUGAUCAUAUUAUAAUAUAAUGUUUUAAUAUAGCUUUGUUGAAUUUGUUUGUUUUGCAUCUGAAUUUUGCAAGUUUUGAGUUAGGUAUGUUUCUGUCUUUAUUUGCUCGUUUUGUAGUGAGAUAUGUAAAAUAAUGAACAUUCAUCAUACCCAAAUCUACAAUAAUGUACAGUUUCUUUGCAUAUUUAUUGCACUAAAACAAUGUAGUUUCAUUUUGAUAUACCAUAUCAAUGUUGUCCAUGAUUUACAAAUCUACAUAAUAUAAAUUCUAAAUAUUGUGGCAAAUACGGAUAGACCAAAUGCAAAACCACAUUAAAAAUAACAUGUCUUGAAGAUAGUCAUAGCAAACUGUUACUACGUCUAAGUAUGUAAAAGUGUGUCAUAGAAGCUGUGAUUAUCUCGCGGAAUCACAGAUUUCAGCUCUUGAAGGUGCUCAUAAUUUUGUUUCCUGAUGGAAAGCCGGUGACUAUACAGAUUUUCUACCCUGUCGGAAAUUUUUCACAUGUGUCCUAUUUUUGCACGGGACGCUGUCUUAUAUUAUGAAUGGGUUCGUAAGAUAAGUCCUAUUAGCGCCAAAAUAGAGUUAUGCUAUUUACGUCCGAAAGCGACGAUAUAUUAAAGAAUAUUGUAUCAUCUUCACUAGAGUAAAACUUGGCCAACUUCCUGACGAUCAGUUCUUUGUAGCCUUAUUGUGUUGUCUUCUAGCCUGUUUUCUAUGAUGUUAUCCUGUCAAUCAAUUUUCAUGAUGUAUAUUUUCUUAACUGUAUUCAACUAAAGCUCUAUCACUUACCUUGGCAAUAGAUAUUGCCCUGCCUUAAUGAUGAUCUUUUGAGACCAAGACCUGGUAAACAACAUGAUACAUCUUUCAGUUUCAUUAAAGAUGAACAUAUAAUUGAUAGUGAUCUAAACUUAAGAACUAUAAUAAUUAUUACUAACUAUAUCUUACACUUAGAAAUACCUGAUAACAAAGUUGUGGUUGUGCUCCAGCAGGUAAUGAAUUGUUGUAUAUUUGUACCAAUUCCAGAAGUACUUUCUUAUGGCAUUCUCAUUUUCUGAAUAAAAAACAUAUUAUUUAUUAUAAAUACACUUUUGAUUAUACAUUGUUCUAAGUGUGUUCCAAAUUGCAUGAACUUCCCCAGGGACCAAUAACAAAUAUGAAUGUGUUUAAUUUUCAAAGAAAGGCAUAUGUAUAUAUAUACAAAGGUACACAUACAUGAACAAAAAUACACAUACAUGUACAAAGGUACACAUACAUGAACAAAAAAUACACAUACAUGUAUAUAUAGGUAAACUAUUUUGAAUUGGUUACGCAUUUUUCGAAACAAAAUACAUGUACAUUUAUGUAGGAAUUGAAAAAGUACACUUCAGUAGCCAAUGUUUACUGUUAUAGAUGUUUUGUUACAUUUAGUAUAUUUUUGUCCUUAAUUCUUUUUUGCUUGGUCUUUAAGAGCUGCUCUCAAUGAUUUAUGGGAUUCAGAUUCUUUCAGAAUGUUCAUUUUCAGAUUUCUAGGCACAGAGGGGCCAUAUGAACAUCACCACAAAUUGUUUGAUGAUGUGAGGGGCAAGUUUUCCUUUUAACACUCUCAGAGUAAUGCUUGACCAUUGGAUUAUCCAGCAGGACUUCCCUUAGUGCAACAAAACUUGAUUUACUGGCUUCUUUUUCAUUGAUCUUCUUCCUAACACACACUUCACAUUCCUGUAUGAAGAGAAAGUAACGAUUACAAAGCACUCUCUUUUUUUCAGAGUCCUUCUUAUUUUUCAUUAAGGAUGCAAUUGUUUCUGCUUCUGCGGUGACGGCGUGCUGUUUUGCCAGUCUCUUAUGCAGCUGAUAAUGGAUGUAUCCACUGACGUAAAAAAAGUACUGACUGAGUCACAAAGCUUGGUGCUGUCUUCCUUGCUGGUAGAUUUGAAUAGUUUGGCUCUGUUAUCAAUAAAGUCUUCAAUAAAUUGCCUAUGUAGAACAGAGAUAAACUAGCAAACUCGUAACCUAUCACAAUGUGAAGAACUUAAAAGUGCUUCUUUAGAGUUACUGUGGCAGUAUGCAGCCAUGUUGAACACUUUCAAAUACACAGGUCCAGUGAUGGCCACUAGUUCUUCAUGCGAGUCUUUCUUUCUGAUCACAUGGUUAGCCAGUCCAAUGAUACCACGCCCGUUGAAGGAAUGUGUUAGGUUCCUGUAUUUACCCUUAACACCUUUCUUCAAUGUGUUGGGGAAUAUGUCUUGAAACACCUCAUUAAACUGUUCUUCAUGAAACAUGAGGGGCUUUUGUGAUGUUGCUGCCUCUAUUGGUUGGCGAUAGUUGGAGACUGAAUGAACAACAUAUCAAAUAUUAACACAUCGGGCAACACCAAUUUCUUUUAGAAAGUGAAUGAAUACUUUUUUUGGAAUGAUCUAUUUGAACAGCUUCAUAUGAGUUAUUAUAUCAUACAUGUGAAUCACAUGAAUAUGACAUUCACAAUGAAACAUGCAAACAUUCCCAACUCUGAAGUUUUCUUUUUCAUGUCUUGAACGCAUGAGCCCAUGAAUUCCCGACACGGAAGCAUAACUUUUCUCACAUUCAUCACGUACCAGUAAAUGUUGUUUCCAUGAGUCACUUUUGUCAAUAGGUUUUAAGAGAUUAAUUGAUUUAGAAAAUGUUGUAAAAUUUUCCUCAAAAUCAUUUUCGGAAAAGUUAUAUUCACUCUCGAGUCAGAAAAAAAUAAUGAGACCCUCUUUAGAAUAUGCCAAUCUCACAAAUGAAAAAAAAAUGUAUGAAUUAUCAAAAGUUGAUGGAAAGAUGAUUGAUUUUCUAACAUAACUGUAUAAUUAUAUUUUGAAUACUUUUGUUUAAUUACAGCAACAGAGGGGUGUUGAUGUGUUCACUUAAUUGUUUUGUUAUAUUCUGUAUCCUAUGAUGUUAAAAUGUUUUCCAGAUUCUGGAGGGAAAUGAAGAUUUCUUUUGCAUUGUGUAUAUUUUAUAUAGAAAGCAUUGAUAUUAUCCGAACUGUUGUACCUUUAUCAAUAAAAUUAAAUUAUAAUUCCAUAAAUAUAAUUAAAAAAAUGUUU
Messenger RNA from Mya arenaria, 9775 nucleotides. Its product is annotated as E3 ubiquitin-protein ligase trul-1-like. The record is from RefSeq and is a predicted model, not a curated record. Bases 33 to 1244 code for a protein of 403 amino acids. Gene Ontology annotation, biological process: proteasome-mediated ubiquitin-dependent protein catabolic process. The transcript has 14 exons. NCBI's taxonomy places the organism in Eukaryota, Metazoa, Mollusca, Bivalvia, Myida, Myidae. Gene Ontology annotation, molecular function: ubiquitin protein ligase activity.